Molecule: messenger RNA, 3533 nt
Organism: Dendroctonus ponderosae (mountain pine beetle)
Lineage: Eukaryota; Metazoa; Arthropoda; Insecta; Coleoptera; Curculionidae
Exons: 10
Coding region: 620-2152 (510 amino acids)
Source: RefSeq, a predicted model, not a curated record
UUAUUUGACAUUUGACUUGCGUUAUCGCAUUCAUCCACAGAAUAUUUUCCUACAGUGAGUUAUUUCAUGAUUUAAUCUGUAGCUCUUUAUCGUCUGUAGCGCCUCUGGCGACUAUGAAAUCGGUUGUUCUCGGUUAGGUUUUUAAGUGAGAGUGCUCAGGGCAUGCCUCAGACCGGAGACAAGUAACUUGUCUCUGUAACUAACCACAGAACAUACCCCCAUACAUAGGGGGGAUAUUUUGUGUAACUAACUAGUAAAUAGAAGUUUGUUUUGAUUAACGUAACCUCAAACUAACUUGCGCAUGUUAUUUAAGCAAGGAGCCGAUUGCGAUAUAUGCGCUAGUUGGCAAAACAGUCUUGUGUCAUGUCAAUGUGAGAUCCCUGCCUUGUUCUAUGGAUCAGUCUGCUGACGCGAACGCGAUUUUUGUGUUGUUUACUCGGUUUAUAUUCAUGUGUUGUUGAAGUUGCUGAGUUUUAGAGCUCGUUUAGUUGGCUUUUUCACUAAUUUACAUUCAAAUCAUGGUAUUGGAGUGCCUGCAAGCGGAUUGCCAUUAUUCUAAGUGCAUCUUGUAUAGCUAUUUUGCCCCUAAUAGAACAUUUGGUGAUCACUUGUGCUAAAAAUGACUGAAGUAAUAAUUUCUCGCGGAGACACUUUCCCGAGGGCCUUACUGGACACUUACAGAGCCAGUAAAAACACGGAGUUUUUCAGUGACUUGUCCUCAAGUAAAAGUGAUGAGCUAGUGCUUCAAAAUCCCGCAGAUAUUCCCGUUAGUGAAGAAAUACAUCACGGACAUUCAGAGAAUUUGUUAGACUCGGGGUGUAUGUCGCCAACGAAGAAAGACUUUUUGGACAAACCUGAAGUGGUGGUGCUCCCGAAGUACCGGAGUAAAAGGGCUUCAGUUUAUGAUCGGGUCGUCGAUCCCGAGGACAGUCUUAGGGAUAUUGUCAGUGAAAAUGAUUUUUAUCGGUUUGUCCUCUUCAAAAAGCAUUACGACAAGUAUCUACACCUGUCGCAAAAGUAUGAAGAGGCCCGAAACAUUGCCUAUUAUCUAGAGGAGAAAUAUCAUGAGGUUAAGACUGAAAGAGAUGAUCUUAUCCAACAAAGAGAAAGAAUAGCCAGAAGACUUGAAUCAAAUGAGUGUCUGCUCAGAGAAAAAGAAGAUGAAGUGUUUAUCAAUUUAGAAAGAGUGGUGUACCUUGAGGAACAAUGCGAUAAGUUAAGGGCUGAAAAAGAGAAACUUUUCGAACAGAAGGCUAUGAUUGAAAAAGAACGCGACAAAACUUUAAGACUGAUACAAGAGCAGGCCAAGGAGUCAGAGUACAACAGGAGAAAGCUAGAAAGGGCUAGGCAGGAAGUGGUCCAUCAUUUAACUAAAAUCAAGAAUGAAAAAGAAACUUUAGAGAGAGAAAACGACAAACUAAAAGAGGCUUUGGAAGCAGAGCGGAAAGGACUGACACGAUGCGUUCCUCACAUUCUUCGACGGCGAACGGAUGCUUCCGAAUUUGCGGACCGAAGAGUUACGGAGCUGAAAUCCCCGGAAUACCAGGCGUCUACGUUAGCGUCUCAGUUCCAGAAAGCCGUGGAACAUCUGGCCAAUUGCAAGCAAAAGAAAUGCUCCGUGUGUGCAUAUGCUAAGUCGUCAUACAAGAGGAUAUCGCCCAAUAAUAAUAAUCGUAAGUUGUUUGGCUGUCUACAAACGCCUUUCUUGGAAAUGCGUAAUAUGAUCAAACCGCCGAGGUCUCCAAUACAUUGCGGCGAAGGCGCGAGUCUUUCCGAAUGGUUUUGUCCUAUAGAAGAUUCUCCAUCGGCUUCUGGGUAUGUGCAAAGUGAAUGUUCCUCACUUAGCGUUCCCUUUGCUGAAUUGUCCAUUUCCUACAUGGACGAUGUUUCUGACACUUCUUCAAGUUACUUGCGAGAUAAAGAAGAUGAUCAAUUGGACGGCUACAGUCAAGAAAAUAGAAACAGUUUUCGAGGUUUUGGAAGUGAUUCUGGCUUUUCAUCGGAUAUUUGCGGAGACUAUAAGAGCAACGCAACGACGCCAAAAGAGAAAUUCAGCCCCAAUUCCACUUUGGACGAAAACGAUUGUGCCAAACUGACGCGUACCAAGUGGACUGCAUCGUUCCGUAAGAUCAUUCGUAAAAUCAAAAAGUAAAUUACAUUUUCAACCUUCAAUAUAAUACUUAUCUGAACGGCACGAAAAUAAUAAAUACUUUCGUAUGUUUUUUGUAGUGUUAUACACUUUGUAAGUGGAUUCGAAAGCUUAAAUCAUCAUCAUGAAACUCUAAUGCACUAUUUUUCACAGGCACAUUUGGAAAUAUUAUUUACUUUCAUUUAAUAGUUUAAUACUUGCAUUAUCAAGCCACAAGCCCAAAAAUGAUUGUCUAUUUUUAUUAAAGGACUAGUUCUGUAAUAAACGCUCUUAGGAAACUAUAUAGGUGACCAAAUGAACGUAGCCAUAAAUAUUAACACACAUCAUUCGGUAAUGAUGUUUUUACGACUAUGAUAAGAAGCUAAUAUGAACGUUUUCAGAUCAACUAAUAAUUCUCAAUUAGUCUAGUAGGAAUUAGAACCAUUUGCUUCUCAUGUAGAUGUAGUAGAAAUUUUAGGGAACAUUUUAUGACGGAAGUGUCCUUUAGGUUCUAAUAGUCAAUUCAUACCAAAAUUUAGAACUUUGUUGACUGUUUAGACAUUUUAUUCUAGAAAGUUCUUGCCCGUAGGAUUGAUACCAUAUCGUGUAAGUGUUGUUAGAUGUUUACGUAUUCAGAACCCGUAUUAUUCUGAAGUUUUUCUGUUAACAGAAGCGAAAAAACACGAUGCAUAAACAAGUAUAGUAUAGAUUGAAAUAUCUCGUUAGGUACUUAUUUAAUUUAUUUUGCAGUAUUUAUUCGUUCGAAUUGCUCCGUCUACAAGCAAUUGCUUUCAUGUAUUGUUAUAGUAUUUAGAGGUUUUUUCGUACUUAAUCGCGAUCGCUAUUGUUAAGCACCCAACAUAACUCGUAUGAUAUUCUACUUAUUUCUAUCACCUAAGUGCAUUUUUAAUAUUUAUUACAUUCAUUGGCAAAACCUCAUAAGUCAAUCUUGUGAUUUGGUUGCGCACUACGAUUGUCUAUAAUUGUUUUAAAAAAAUGAGGCACAAUGCUCGAGAAAAUUCUUCACUAAAAUGUUUGGGUCUCGUUGUUAAUAAGUACUCUGAUAUGUCCAGAGCUUUUUGAAAAGUAGCAUACAAAUCGAUUACUUCGUACAUUCCAUAUUACGUCCGUUAUAUUCGUUAAGAGGUACUCAUUGGUAGUUAUACAGUUAGGGAAAUAAUUGAUGGGUGAGUAAAGGAGAAAAUCGCUAAUAACCGCUCCCCAAAGAAUAGGCAUUACAAUAACAUAAUUCGAGAACGGAAUUGUUUAAAGAACAAUAAUAUGUUAAAAGAAUAUUUGAUCGAAUAAAUUGCGAGUGUUCGCAAAGAGUGCCUCCAAUGGUGUCCUUCAAUUAACUGCAAUUGUUAACAUUUUUGCAACCUUAAUUAAAUGUUUUGUCCGAUUU